AUGGCCACCGAGAACCCCGCGAAGAAGCUCAAAAUGGACGGGCCUCUAAUAGGGACGCAUAGCGGCCACUUCCACGCCGACGAAGCCCUCGCGGUCUCCAUGCUCCGCCUCUUGCCCACGUACGCGAACUCAGCCCUCGUCCGCACCCGCGACCCCGCCGUGCUCGAAACCUGCCACACCGUCGUCGACGUCGGAGCGGUACACGACGAUGCGCUCAAACGGUAUGACCACCACCAGCGGGAAUUCACAGCCACGUUUCCCGGCCACAGCACCAAGCUAUCCUCCGCCGGUCUCGUAUAUAUGCGCUUUGGCAGGGACAUCAUUGCGGCCGUGACAGGGCUUGCUCCUGGCCCCGACCUUGACAUCCUUUACGAGAAAAUAUAUACCGACUUCAUCGAGGCAUUCGAUGCGAACGACAACGGCGUCGAUGUCUAUCCGGGCACGCAACUUCAGGCCGCUGGUCUCGCGAAGAGGUUCGAGGACCGUGGAUUCAGCAUCGCCAGUGUUGUCAACCGCUACAACUACACCAACUCCAAGGCCGAUGAUUCCGGAAAGAGCAAGGAGGAGAAGCAGGCCGAGGAAGACGCGCGCUUCGCCAAGGCAUCCGCGUUUGUGGGCGAGCAGUUCCUGCUCGAAUUGACAGACCGCGCGAACUGGUGGCUCCCUGCUCGUCAUGUUGUCAAGAAAGCAUACGACGAGCGUCUGCAGUACGACCCUCAAGGCCGCAUUCUAGUCCUCCCGGAAGGCAUGCCGUGGUCUGAUCACCUCUACACGCUCGAGAAAGAGUCUCCCAUCCCGGAGGGUGUUGCGCCGGAAGUCCUCUACGUCCUGUUCCCCGAAAAUACCGAGCCCGGCAGCAAGUGGCGUAUCCGCGCCGUUAGCAAAGAGAACGGCGGCUUCCAGAACCGAAAGGACCUUCCCGACCCAUGGAAAGGGGUUCGCGAAUCUCAGCUCGACGAAGUCACCGGUAUCCCCGGUGGUGUCUUCGUGCAUGCUUCCGGAUUCAUCGCCGGGAACAGGACUUUCGAUGGCGCGCUCGCGAUGGCGAAGAAGGCUGUAGAGUUCUAG
Molecule: messenger RNA, 1068 nt
Organism: Trematosphaeria pertusa
Lineage: Eukaryota; Fungi; Ascomycota; Dothideomycetes; Pleosporales; Trematosphaeriaceae
Product: putative UPF0160 protein C27H6.8
Exons: 2
Coding region: 1-1068 (355 amino acids)
Cellular component (GO): cytoplasm; nucleus
Source: RefSeq, a predicted model, not a curated record